This is a messenger RNA of Procambarus clarkii (red swamp crayfish), 849 nucleotides long. RefSeq names its product hepatic lectin. Gene Ontology annotation, molecular function: signaling receptor activity. The record is from RefSeq and is a predicted model, not a curated record. NCBI's taxonomy places the organism in Eukaryota, Metazoa, Arthropoda, Malacostraca, Decapoda, Cambaridae.
UACUCGUUCCGUUAUAAAGCGACCAGGUACUUGGUGAAGACGGUGAGGUGACAGCACACUUCACCAGGAGACCUGGUUAAGAGACUCGUAGCACCACACUACUGUCACCACCACCUGAGACCUGCACCACCAGCUGAGGUCACCACCAGCUGAGGUCUCCACCAGCUGAGGUCACGACCACCCGACGUUACCACCAGCUGAGGUGAACACCAACUGAGGUCACCAUGUUCGUGCCAGUUCUGCUGGUCAUCAACCUCUUGACGCAGGUGGAGGCCGGUAAGUCAUCGUGCCCUGAGCCCUUCGUCAGGAUCGGGGAGGGCUGCUACUACUUGUCUCAGACGGCAAUGACGUGGAGCGAGGCGCGGGGGUACUGCCAGGACCUCCUGCCAGGGGAGGACGCCGACCUGGCCGUCUUCGAGACCUACUGCAACGACUACUCCCACAUAGCUUCCUACGCCCUUAAUACCGAGACGCCCUACUUAUGGGUGGGUGGCACGGACGAGGGCCACGAAGGCUUCUGGAACUGGGUGGAUGGACGCCCUGUUAACCUGCUGGCCACUUACUGGAGAGAACAUGAGCCAGAAUCCAACACAUCAUAUAAUUGCAUUGCAUUUGAAUCCAUCUAUGAAUCCAUCAAUAGGAUGCGCCUCACUAGUUACUCCUGUUCUAUCUCAGAACUCUUCCUGUGUCAGCUGGGUAUUCACGCCCUGAAAUAGUUCAUGAAGUGGUGUUAUGUAAACCCCGGCACGUCAAGCUGAGUGUAAACACACAGAUACACACACACACACACACACACACACACACACACACACACACACACACACACACACACACACACACACACACACA